AUGCCUGACGAAUUCCCAGCUGAUAGUUAUUUGAAAUUUCAAAAAAAAAUGCCUGGAGCGACCUAUGUGAUACAACCGUCGAUCAAAAUGUGUUUUGAUGAUGGAAAGUUGGCUGUUGGGAAACGGGUUUUCGAUGCGGGUUGUGGACGGGGCUUCCAUACAAAAAGAUUCCUGGAAUGGGCGAAGGAGUACUUGCCCAAAACCCCCAACGUCCACCUCGAGGUCCAAUCAAUCGUUGAUUUGAAAAUCCCUUCUGAUAUUGAAAAAUUCGAUGUGGUUACCUCAAUCUUUGUUCUCCAUUUUAUCAAUAAAAGAGAGGAUUUGAGAAAGGCAAUUCACAACUUGAGUUGUCUUCUAAAAAGUGGAGGCACAUUGAUCGCCUGCUUUCCUAAUUUUGAGGCUGGCUUUGAAUGGCCAAGGGAUGAGGCUUUAAAAUUUGGAAUUGGUAUGUCUUUUGAUGAAAGUGCCGGUUUCAAGGAUGGUUUAGCAGCAAAGAUCAACAUUUAUCAAGGAAAUGAAAUCAAAGUCUCAAUGGGCGCCUACUUGUGGCUGCGGUCAACAUAUCAAGAAUUCCUGGAAGAAGCCGGUUUUGAGAAGAUCAAUUUUCUCUCUCCAAUCGUCUCCGAAGAGGGUAAAAAUGAGUUCGGUGCGGAGUUUUUCCACAAUUUGCUCAAUCCACCAAAAGAUAUUUUUGUAAAAGCUGUGAAAAAA
Mesorhabditis belari is the source of this 711-nucleotide messenger RNA. NCBI's taxonomy places the organism in Eukaryota, Metazoa, Nematoda, Chromadorea, Rhabditida, Rhabditidae. The record is from the annotation of a GenBank genome assembly.